Molecule: messenger RNA, 1392 nt
Organism: Didymella exigua CBS 183.55
Lineage: Eukaryota; Fungi; Ascomycota; Dothideomycetes; Pleosporales; Didymellaceae
Exons: 2
Coding region: 466-1137 (223 amino acids)
Source: RefSeq, a predicted model, not a curated record
CUCGACGGUCAACGUUGCUCAAUGGCCCCAUCCGGAAAAAUCGGCUGCAGCCUCCACACUGAAGCCUCCCUCCUUAGUGCCAGUAUGCGUUUACGCGCUGGGGACUACCAACAGCUUCGCCAACCGCAGAGCCUUGACCCCAGGCAGGCGGUAACGCAAAUGACCGUCCUGUCUGUACCUCGAGAUGGCUAUUUUGGGACUUGACAUCCGCAUGGAGUGUUGAAGCGCUGAAACAUCCACUGCGACCAUGUCGUUUUAAAGCAUGGUCAACCCCCCCUCAAACUAUCUUCAUUCAAGCACGCAAAGGCAGCUCCUAUUCCUCAUCGUUCAUUUGUCUCAAGGGUCAGGCACUCCUGUAAACGCAGUUUCUAUACAUUCUGUGCUCGACUUAUUACAACGUCGUCGGCUCCCGCGUACUUCAGAGCAUCCAGCCAUACCAUAGAAGCAUAAUCGUAAACCGCCAACAUGAAGAUCAACCCGGCGCCUCUCCACCUCGCUCAAACAGUCCUUGCGGGUCUUGUAAUCGUAUUCAGCAUCGCCAUUCUUGGCACAAGCGCGCACACCCUUGAUGUCUUCAACAAACAACAAACCUCAAACCCAUGGUGGCUCCCCAUGUGGCCACAGCACUUCGACAUCCAAGGAACAAAAGCCCUCGUCGCUUCGUCCGUCAUCACGCUCGCGCUCUCCUCCGCCUUCCUGAUCGCCACCUUCCUGCCUAGUUUGCAACUCGCACAAAAGCACACCCUCCGAGCCGCCCUCUCACUCGCCACAAUCCUCCCUUCGCUCCUGCUCACGCUUAUCUCCACAAUCUGGGCACACAUCUUGAACCGUCAAACCCCAGAUCUUGACACAAUUCAGACCUGGGCGUGCAAAUACCAGCACUCAUCACCGCUCAAGCAAGACCUGACCAUUCCCUCAAACAUGGGCAACAGCAACUUUAGCUCGAUCUGCCGCGAGAGCCGGUUCGCGCUCUACGGCACCCUGAUUACGUUCUUGUUGCUCGGAUUCAGCAUGGUAUUGAGCUUUUUGUGCUGGGGUGCGGACAAGUAUGCUGCCAGGCAGAAGAGGAAGAAUGGUGGUGUGGAGGAGGGGAGUGUGAGUGAGUUGAACUAUGUGCCUAAGGCGUACGCGCCAUGAGAGUCAUGAUGGGGCUUGUGUGGGCUCUGGUGAGUGACUGAGCGACCGAGGUAUUGGGUUGUGAGAAUCUGUUAUGUCAGUAUGAUUUGGGAAGGCGUUUUGGCGCAGCGAUUCCUGUACGCAGGGUUGAGGUCACGGCAAUGUUAUGGUGUUAAUGUAUCUUGUGUUCAACGUUAAUACAAGCCUGCAGUCAUGCGCUUUGUGGUUCGGCUGGUGUCGUGAAGACUGAUUUCCAAGAAUGGUAUGUACCUCGCA